UGGUUAGAGUCGAACAAGAAGCUUGAAUUUGGUGAGAGAGAUUUUGUUUCUAAACUCGAUUUGAUUGCCAAGUUACGUGGCCUUCAAAAGGCAGAGAAAUACAUUGAGAGUGUUCCAUAAUCUUUUAGAGGUGAGCUAUUAUACCGAACGCUGCUGGCUAACUGUGCUGGUCAGAACAAUAUGAUGGCAGCUGAGAGAAUAUUCAACAAAAUGAAGGACUUGGAUUUUCCACUUACAACAUUUACUUGUAACCAGUUGCUGCUUUUGUACAAGAAGUUGGACAAGAAGAAAAUAGCUGAUGUGUUACUACUGAUAGAAAAAGAGAAUGUCAAACCUUGUAUCUUUACUUACAGAAUCUUAUUAGACGUGAAGGGCCAGUCUAAUGAUAUUGCUGGAAUGGAGCAAGUACUGGAGACAAUGAAGGUGGAAGGGAUUGAGCCAGACAUCCAAAUUCAGGCACUCUUGGCUAAACAUUACACCUCAGCUGGGCUUAAUGAAAAGGCUGAAACUGUACUGAAGGAGAUAGAAGGUGAAAACUUGAAAGAAAAUCGGUGGCAAUGUGCAACAUUAAUUCGUCUUUAUGCAAAUCUGGGAAAGGCCGAUGAAGUGGAGAGAAUUUGGAAGGUUUGUGAAUCAAAGGCUGGGAUUGAUGACUGCCUUGCUGCAGUUGAAGCUUGGGGAAAGUUAAAGAAAAUUGAUGAAGCUGAAUCAAUUUUUGAGAGGGCGUCAAAGAAAUGGAAACUUAAUUCCAAGAACUACUCAGUUCUUCUGAUGGUUUAUGCAAAUAAUAAUAUGCUAAAGAAGGGUAAGGAUCUUGUUAAGUGAAUGGCAGAUAGCGGGACCAAUAUAGGCCCUUUGACCUGGAAUGCACUUGUGAAACUGUAUAUCCAAGCAGGUGAAGUUGAAAAGGCAGACUCUAUAUUGCUGAAGGCAAUCCAUCGGUAUAAUGUGCAACCAAUGUUUAGCACCUAUAUGGCUGUUUUAUGGCAGUAUGCAAAAAGGGGUGACGUCCACAACUCGGAGAAGAUUUUUCAUGCAAUGAGAAAUUCUGGUUAUACAUCUCGAAUAAGUCAGUUCGAAGCUCUGAUACAGGCGUAUAUAAACGCCAAGGUUCCAGCUUAUGGUAUUAGAGAGAGGAUGAAAACUGAUAACAUAUUUCGCAACAAAUUAGUGGCUAACCGGUUGGUUCAAGUUGACGCAUUUAAGAAAAAUGCACUUUCCGAUUUACUUGAUUGAGAAAAUUGGUACAUUUGGUAUUCUCUGACAGUUGUUUCUACUCUUUCAAUGCAACUAUUAUAUUGUUAGUUAGUUGAAUUGCAGAUUGCAUAAUCCAAGUUUGAAUGUUUUGUCUUAUACUGCUAUCAGCAUAUAUUAAUACUUAGGUCCUGGUUUUAUGAUUC
This is a messenger RNA of Vigna angularis (adzuki bean), 1400 nucleotides long. RefSeq names its product pentatricopeptide repeat-containing protein At1g80270, mitochondrial. NCBI's taxonomy places the organism in Eukaryota, Viridiplantae, Streptophyta, Magnoliopsida, Fabales, Fabaceae. The record is from RefSeq and is a predicted model, not a curated record. Gene Ontology annotation, molecular function: protein binding. The transcript has a single exon. Gene Ontology annotation, cellular component: mitochondrion.